AUGGGUGGAGGCGGAAAGAUCCCGUACCCCAAGGAAGUCUGGUCCCCCGCGGGAGGCUGGUACGCUCAGCCGGCCAACUGGAGGGUCAACACCGCAAUCAUGGGCGCCUUUGUUGUUGGUGUGGCUGCAGUUACCUGGGGCCUUAGUGCCGAAAGAGAGUAUCGCGACCGGAUGCCCGAGCCUGGCCGGUUCUUCCCCAGUCGAUACUGGAGCAAGCAGAUUAUCGAGCACGAGAGACAGCAGGUUGCGAAGAACGAGUCAUAG
Penicillium alfredii is the source of this 264-nucleotide messenger RNA. RefSeq lists its product as uncharacterized. The coding region runs from base 1 to 264 and encodes 87 amino acids. Lineage: Eukaryota; Fungi; Ascomycota; Eurotiomycetes; Eurotiales; Aspergillaceae. The transcript has 3 exons. The record is from RefSeq and is a predicted model, not a curated record.